ACCACGGUUGUUCCGACAACAACUACAGCUGCUACAACAACAACUACAGCUGCUGAAACAACAACCACUGCUGCAACAAUAACAACUACAGUUGCUCCAACAACAACUACAGCUGGUCCAACUACAACUACAGUUGCUCUGACUACAACCACGGUUGCUCCGACAACAACUACAGCUGCUACAACAACAACUACAGCUGGUCCAACUACAACUACAGUUGCUCCGACUACAACCACGGUUGCUCCGACAACAACUACAGCUGCUACAAAAACAACUACAGCUGCUGAAACAACAACCACUGCUGCAGCAAUAACAACUACAGUUGCUCCAACAACAACUACAUCUGGACCAACUACAACUAAAGUUGCUCCGACUACAACCACGGUUGCUCCAACAACGACUACAGCUGCCACAACAACUACAGCUGCUCCAACUACAACUACAGCUGCUACAACAACAACCACUGCUGCAUCAACAACAACUACAGUUGCUCCAACAACAACUACAUCUGGUCCAACUACAACUACAGAUGCUCCGACUACAUCCAAGGUUGCUCCGACAACAACUACAGUUGCUCCAACAACAACUACAGCUGGUCCAACUACAACUACAGUUGCUCCGACUACAACCACGGUUGCUCCGACAACAACUACAGCUGCUACAACAACAACUACAGCUGCUGAAACAACAACCACUGCUGCAACAUUAACAACUACAGUUGCUCCAACAACAACUACAUCUGGUCCAACUACAACUACAGAUGCUCCGACUACAUCCACGGCUGCUCCGACAACAACUACAGCUGCUACAACAACAACUACAGUUGCUCCAACUACAACUACAGUUGCUGAAACAACAACCACUGCUGCAACAAUAACAACUACAGUUGCUCCAACAACAACUACAGCUGGUCCAACUACAACUACAGUUUCUACGACUACAAUCACGGUUGCUCCGACAACAACUACGGCUGCUGCAACAACAACCACUGCUGCAACAACAACCACUGCUGAAACAAUAACAACUACAGUUGCUCCAACAACAACUACAGUUGCUCCCACUACAACCACGGUUGCUCCGACAACAACAACAGCUGCUACAACAACUACAGCUGCUGAAACAACAUCCACUGCUGCAACAAUAACAACUACAGUUGCUCCAACAACAACUACAUCUGCUGCUACAACAACAACUACAGUUGCUCCAACUACAACUACAGUUGCUGAAACAACAACCACUGCUGCAACAAUAACAACUACAGUUGCUCCAACAACAACUACAUCUGGUCCAACGACAACUACAGAUGCUCCGACUACAUCCACGGUUGCUCCGACAACAACUACAGCUGCUACAAAAACAACUACAGCUGCUCCAACUACAACUACAGUUGCUCCGACUACAACCACGGUUGCUCCGACAACAACUACAGCUGCUACAACAACA
Messenger RNA from Cololabis saira (Pacific saury), 1443 nucleotides. RefSeq names its product mucin-5AC-like. The transcript has 3 exons. NCBI's taxonomy places the organism in Eukaryota, Metazoa, Chordata, Actinopteri, Beloniformes, Belonidae. The annotation marks the transcript as partial. The record is from RefSeq and is a predicted model, not a curated record.